AUGGAAGAGAACAAGCCUACCGCCAGGCCCGAGAGCACACACAGCUCCGACAGGGACGCCGACAACUUCGAAGAUGCCACCGAAACCACUCCCCGACCCACGUCCGCCUCACGCUCGCGGUCGCUGAUUAGCAGGCGCGAGUCGUCGGCGUCGACCGCCCCAGAGCAGAACGCAGAUGCAGAGGUGCCCGAAGUACCUGAAAUACCAGAUGUCGACGGAGCGCUCGAGCAGAAGGAGCCCAUCCCAGAGGCCGACGAGCAAAAGACACAUGUCACCCCGGCAGCUGCGGAGACGGCCGUUGAGCCUGCCGUGGACGACGCUGCGCAAUCCCCGAAUCUCACGUCGCAUAGAAUAUCCGUCACAUCAAUGGACGAUGUCUCGCUCGAAGAAGAAGCCGCAAAAAGCCCCGAGCUUGGGGGUGCGCCCAAGCUACCGCCCCGCGAGUCCACAAGCAGCCUUCAAGGGCUGUCUGGCAAAAUGUCACCAGUCAAGUUCCCUCCACCUCCGCCGCCACCUGCUUCCGAAAAGCACACCUCAUUGCCUCCGCCGCCCACCGCCCCAACGCGAAAACUCACAAGCCCUUUCUCGUGGCUUUCGCGCAAUAGCUCCAGCAAGAAACAGCCAGAGUCCCCGCCGCUCUCUACAGCCGACAGGAGGAACACCAGUUCUUCCCUGCAAACCAUCGGCAGCAAUACUGAACUCGGCAAGAUUGAGGAUGAGGAUGCAAUCAAGGCGAACCGAUCGAGCACGGGCAGCCUGCGUGACCGUUUCAAGUUCCUGAGAAUGCGAGAAGAGGCCGGUAUCACAAUUGACGAAGCUGGUGAGCCUGGACAAGGACCAGCUCCAACCGGUCUGGGUAUCGGCCUAACCAGUCCUUCGAGCGUAGCUGGUGACGAACCUACAAGCCCUCUGCCUCCGACUCUCGCCAAGCAGCCCACCGUCAACCCCAAUCUCGCUCCUGGCACUGCCGCUGGUUUUGCUGCUGGCCCUGCAGUAGAUGCAACAGAACCGGUCGACUGGGAUCUGUGGCAAAAUGUGGUCAACGAAGGGCCUGCUGCUGUCGCGCGCACCAGCGCGGAAGAGCUCAACCGUGCCAUUGCAAGUGGUAUUCCUCAGGCCAUCCGGGGUGUCAUCUGGCAGGUUUUGGCACAAAGCAAAAAUGAGGAUCUCGAGGUUCUGUACAAAGAGCUGGUUGCUCGUGGCACGGGCAAAGAGACCACCAAAGUCAAGACUCCGCAACUUUCGAAUGGCUCAGACAGCAAGGAGAAAGAUUCGAUAGCCUCGUCUUCGUCCUCUAUCCACUCCGACUAUUCAACACCCGCUACGACGACCGGUAGUGCACCCAUGGGUUCGCCGUCUCUUCCAUCGGAUAACCAUGAGGACAUGGCAAAACUUCAACUGAAACUUGCUGCAGAAAAGCAAAAGAGCACGAAGGAGGAGAUUGCCGCAAUCCAGAAGCUCGAGAAGACCAUUAAGCGCGACCUUGGCGCACGCACCAGUUAUUCCAAGUAUCUGAUGGCUGCAGGCCUGCAAGAUGGCCUUUUCGGCAUUUGCAAGGCAUAUGCCUUGUACGAUGAAGCUGUGGGCUACGCCCAAGGCAUGAACUUUGUCGCCAUGCCAUUGCUCUUCAACAUGCCCGAAGAAGAGGCUUUUGGCUUAUUUGUGACUCUCAUGAACAAGUACGGUCUACGAGACCUGUUUGUCCAAGAUAUGCCCGGACUGCAUCUACAUCUCUACCAAUUCGAACGCUUGUUGGAAGAUCUCGAGCCCGCCUUGUAUUGCCACCUCCGAAGAAAGGAUGUGAAGCCCCAGCUCUAUGCUACACAAUGGUUUUUGACCCUCUUUGCAUACCGUUUCCCACUUCAACUGGUUCUCCGUAUCUAUGAUCUCAUUCUCAGCGAAAGUCUCGAGACUGCCAUCCUCAGAUUCGGUAUCGUCCUCAUGCAAAAGAACGCAGAGGCGUUGAUGGGUAUGAAAGAUAUGGCCACCCUGACUACGUUCCUCAAGGAGAAAAUUUUCGACGUUUACAUUGAUAAGGCCCCCUCGGCUUCUUCUAUCCUCGAAAGCGGCUUCUUCGGCUCUACUGGUGGCAUCGAUAAAGAAAUCUAUCGGGCUGAUGCGCUCGUCAAGGAUGCUCUUGCUGUCAAUCUCACGCCUGAGAUGGUAAAGCAUUACACGACCGAGUGGAAAGAGCAGCAACGGGUUGAGAAAGAUCGAGAGACUGAGUUGCAAGGCCUGAGAGACAAGACUGCUAUGCUUGAGAACAAAGUUCGCACGCUGGAGCGACGCGCAGAGCAAUCUGAUACGGAACAUGUCCAGGUAGCAUCCGAGCUCAUCAAAACAAAGGUCGAGAAUGACACGCUGGCCGAGGAGAAUGAGACACUGAAGACCAAGGUCGAAGAGCUUCAAAAGAUUGUGGACACGCAACCCGCUGAAGUCGAGGAGAGGAUGCGGACUGAGAUGGACACUGUUAUGCAGAAAAACAUUAGCGUGCAUAACGAGAACCGCAUGUUGGAGGAGAACAUGGCUGAGAUGGAGAAGGAUCUCGUCGACACGAAGAUGAAAUAUGCGGAUAUCAAUCAGCAGUAUGAGCAGCUCAAGCAGAAGUGGAACAACAUCACACAGUUGAUGGCACAGUGA
Messenger RNA from Didymosphaeria variabile, 2640 nucleotides. RefSeq lists its product as uncharacterized. The transcript is spliced from 4 exons. The record is from RefSeq and is a predicted model, not a curated record. Bases 1 to 2640 code for a protein of 879 amino acids. NCBI's taxonomy places the organism in Eukaryota, Fungi, Ascomycota, Dothideomycetes, Pleosporales, Didymosphaeriaceae.